Molecule: messenger RNA, 1599 nt
Organism: Rotaria sp. Silwood2
Lineage: Eukaryota; Metazoa; Rotifera; Eurotatoria; Philodinida; Philodinidae
Source: the annotation of a GenBank genome assembly
AUGAAUCGGUCAAAUGUUAGUUUUCUUGAUCUACCCAAUGAAAUAUUAUUUUACAUUUUAAAGAAACUUAACAAUAUCGAUGUUCUCUAUUCAUUAUUGGAUGUUGAUAAUCAACGACUUGAUAUGAUAGUAGAAGAUAAAACGUUUACUAACAAUCUCAAUUUUGUAUUAACAAUGUCAACUGAUGAUAUUUUUCCGAUUGGUGAUUCCAUACUUAAUCGAUUCUGUAUUUCAAUAUUGCCAAGAAUUGGUCUCAAUAUAAAGUCUCUUAUUCUUGAAUCAGGAUCUAUGGAACGUAUUCUUCUUGCUACCGAUUAUCCUAAUCUAUAUGAACUUAAACUCUUCAAUUUCAAUAACAAAAUCGCUUCACAUUAUUUUACAAUCAAAUCACCAGUUCAUCAUAUUUUUCAAAAACAAAUUACAAAUCUAAUUCUUGUAUGCAAAACAGAUAAUAAUAUUUUAUCGAUAGAACAAUACACAGAAAAUGUGCACAAAUAUAUAUUUAACUUCUGCGAAAAUCUAAAGCAUUUGUCUUUUACGGGAUCAUGUGUGCGUUUAUCAUUUCGUAAUUUACCUUUGACAAUCUGUUCUUCUUCAACUCUUUACAAAUUAUCUAUUAGUGUAAAUCGUUUUGAAGAUUGUCUUGCUUUACUUGAUGGUCGUCUCAAUCAACUGAAUUCGUUUUUUGUUGAAAUUUUUAAUGAUAACUAUCAAUCAUCAAUUGUUAACAAUAUGAAUGAUCUACCUAAUUUAAAAUGUUUUUCAUUAAAAUAUGUUUGUGUAACAGAACAAUAUGAUAGUAAAAUUUUACCUCUUCUUCGUCGUAUGUCAAAUCUUGAAGAAUUAACUUUGUAUAUUACGAUUCAAAAUCGAAUUAAAUUUAUCGAUGGUAUACAGAUUAAUAAUCAAAUACUUAUUCAUAUGCCACGACUUUAUAAAUUUAUAUUUUAUAUUAGUUCUGAUAUUCAACUACAUCAUUUAGUUCCUUAUUUAUCAAGUGAUGAUAUUCAACAAACUUUUACUAAUAUUGGAUAUCAGCAAGUGGCUUGUAUUCUAAGCUGUUACUGUAAUCGUGUAAGAUGUCAUGUUUUUUCAUUACCAUUUGUGUUUGAUAGUCUUAGAUAUAUUGGCAACGUAUUUCCAUCUAUUGUUUUUAGUCAUGUUACAAAUUUAGGGGUCUAUGAUGUAGUUCCAUUCAAACAUGAAUUUUUUCUUCGAAUAGCUCAGUUUUUUCCAUUGAUUAAAGAAUUAUAUGUUAUUAAUUCUAAAUCACAGUCACAAAUAUCAGACAAUAUCAACUCUAACGAUAAUCAAUUGCACUCAAUUGUUGAAUAUCCUUAUCUUAUUUCGCUUUGUCUUGGAAGAUCGCAUAUUGAUUAUUAUGAGCAGUUUCUUAAUGAUACAAAAACACAUCUACCUCGUCUAACUACAUUAACCGUCAAUUAUGAUAAAUUAACAAUUGUAACAAAAAACUUUACAAGAAAUGCAAUACGACUCAAUUGUGCUAACGUGAAAGAAUUAAUCAUUGAACGAACAUUAGUGCAUUCAAAAGAUUUUUAUGUUUACUUUCCUCUUGUAACUUCGUUUUCGUUCGACUAG